UUUAGAUCUCUUCCGCAUCCUGUGCGAGUAAAAAUACUAUUCAAACCCGCAAAAAAUCGAGCUGGAUAAUCUUUGUGAGCUCUAUUUUUGUUUAUUAACACCCUUAUCAAAACGCAUUUUAAUUUAUACGAAGCAUAUAUAAAUUCAUUAAAAAUUAAAUAUUAGCAAAUAUAACAAUUUUUUUCCAAAAAAAGAAAAAAGCAAAUAUUACGAUUUAGAAUUAAUGAUUCUUACGUUAGAAAUAUAUCUACGUCAACAACACGUGUGGGAUUUGAACAUAGCUAGUAGAACUCUCGCUCGUCGCUCCCAAGUCAUUGGAGGAUUUUCUUUCUAUCUAUUUGUCAUAAAGGUUCGAGCCGUGAGUCUGUAUUUGUUGCAAAUCAGCUGCUUUCAACGAACAAAACGGAAACGGAAAUGGAAGUGGCGCACUGCUAUCUUGACGGCAAUGCAGAUGCAGUAGAGUUCUGCCCACAUGACUUGCACCGCCACGUUUUAGCUGCUGCAACUUACACACUACAAGAGGGCGAUCGGCCUAGCCGAUGUGGAAGCAUUUCGUUAUUUGAUGUUGAUACUGACGUGGGUCGCUUUGAAUUGUUUCAUCGCGUGGAAACAGCAGGUAUCUUUGAUAUUAAGUGGAACCCUGUUGGAGGUAAUGUUGAUAGGCCAAUGCUUGCCCAAGCUGAUGCCGAUGGGUGCUUGAGAAUUCAUGAGUUAAGUUGCUCUUCAAAUGGAGAAAAAGGAGGAUUUCUUAGAGAAAUAAAUGGUGAAAAAAUAAGCUCCUCUAUGUGCCUUUGCCUGGAUUGGAAUCCGUCGGCCACAUCAAUCUCAGUUGGACUCUCAAAUGGUAGUGUUUCAGUAGUCUCAUUCUCAGAGUCCCAAUUAAAUAUAAUUCAAGAAUGGAAAGCACAUGACUUUGAGCUGUGGGCUGCUUCCUUUGAUAUUCACCAGCCACAAUUGCUAUACACUGGUUCUGAUGACUGCAAAUUCAAUUGUUGGGAUUUGCGUGACAGUCCUUCCAAUAUGGUUUUUCAGAAUUCAAAGGUUCAUAAGAUGGGCGUUUGUUGCAUUGCAAAGAGUCCUAGCGAUCCUAAUAUUUUGCUCACUGGUAGUUAUGAUGAGUACCUUAGGGUUUGGGACGUUAGACAAAUCUCAAAACCGUUAAAUGAUAUUUCAAUUCAUUUGGGGGGUGGAGUUUGGAGAGUCAAGCACCAUCCACACGUUUCAGGUCUGGUCUUGGCAGCUUGUAUGCACAAUGGGUUUGCAGUUGUAAAGAUUGAUGAUGAGAAAGGUGAACUAAUUGAAACUUAUGAUAAACAUGGGUCUCUUGGCUAUGGGGCAGAUUGGCAAAAAAGGGAAUUAUCUCAGGAGGACAAGCAAAAGAAUAAUGUGGUGGCCACUUGUUCCUUUUAUGAUCGGCUUCUGCGGGUAUGGAAGCCAGAAAAUAAUAUUAUGUUACUCUGAUUGGUUCAUGCAAAAUUAAAAUGUUUCAUUAGUUUAUUUUGAACUGUCCAUUGCCGGCAAAUUGGGGGAUUCUUUGUUAGGCAGGUAUAAUUCAUGAUGUUCACCUGUUUUUAUAUUAGCAA
This is a messenger RNA of Jatropha curcas, 1583 nucleotides long. RefSeq names its product Transducin/WD40 repeat-like superfamily protein. Gene Ontology annotation, cellular component: cytoplasm. Gene Ontology annotation, biological process: protein histidyl modification to diphthamide. The record is from RefSeq and is a predicted model, not a curated record. Gene Ontology annotation, molecular function: protein binding; diphthine methylesterase activity. Lineage: Eukaryota; Viridiplantae; Streptophyta; Magnoliopsida; Malpighiales; Euphorbiaceae.